This is a messenger RNA of Varanus komodoensis (Komodo dragon), 4740 nucleotides long. Its product is annotated as solute carrier family 2, facilitated glucose transporter member 5-like. The transcript has 14 exons. The record is from RefSeq and is a predicted model, not a curated record. NCBI's taxonomy places the organism in Eukaryota, Metazoa, Chordata, Lepidosauria, Squamata, Varanidae. Gene Ontology annotation, molecular function: hexose transmembrane transporter activity. Gene Ontology annotation, biological process: monosaccharide transmembrane transport. Gene Ontology annotation, cellular component: membrane. Bases 796 to 2349 code for a protein of 517 amino acids.
GAAGGGCUGGGUGCAAGUCGACGGGAAGAGUCUGGGUGGACCAGGUGCAAGCGGCCUUCGGUGGCCGCCCAAGUAUGCCUCAUCUGUGCCCCCUCCCUGCUCUUGGCCAAAGCCGGGAGUACACCCUGCUCCUCACACGGCGCUGCCCGGGUGUUUUCCAGGUUCUUCUUCCUGCUGGCACUGGGCAAAGGGAACUUCCCAAACAGGAUGGAUUGCCAGUACUCCUUUUCCGGCUCCGUGUCUGCGGGACAUCCCAAACCCAUCUCCCUGCCCCGGGGGUGUGUCACGGCCGGCCCUCGGCACAGUCCCCGCAAGCAUGUUGUGCAACACCAACACUGCGGAAGGGUUUUGACAGGGAGUCCUAGUGGCCAGAGCCAGGAUCCACCCAAAGCAGCUGAGAAGCAGAGAGGGGACGAGAAGCCUGGCUUAAAAUUGCCCCAUGGUCUCCUGGGGGUGAAAGCUUGCCGUUCCCAGGUCCAAGGGUUCAGAAUCCACUGAUUAACCCGUCCGGGUCUCUUGGGCAGAGCCAGAGUCCAGGCGUGGUUCGUACAGCCUUUUUCUCGUAGCGUUUGCUCACCCGUCCAUUGCAAAGUUCGUUCCUCACAAGCAGAACCGGAGAAGAGCGUGGGAAGAGCCAUGUCCCCAGGACUUGCACAGAGGUGCAUACAUAAAUUAGAGGUCAUUCCCUGAACAUCGGGAACAUUUCUUUGGGAGCUGGAGUGCUGGACUGGAGCAGGAAUCGGAGUCUCAGCCUGAAGUAGGGCAGCUACAGAAGAAUCCAGCUUCCUGGGAGCAAUGAGGACUGGUGAAGAUCCCAGAGGGCAGGAGACCUGUGAAGCCAAGAAAGGGCGGAUGACGCUUAUGCUUGCCCUGGUGACCCUUGUCGCUGCCUUUGGCUCCUCUUUCCAGUAUGGUUACAACGUCUCUGUGAUCAACUCUCCCGCUCCGUUCAUGCAAAAUUUUUACAACGAGACCUACAAGGACCGGUAUGGGAAAUUCAUGGACAGCAGCUUAGUGACGGCCCUCUGGUCUCUCUCGGUGUCUUUCUUCCCCCUCGGAGGCUUCUUUGGAUCGCUUAUGGUUGGCCCCAUGGUGAACAAAUGCGGCAGAAAGGGCACCCUGCUGAUCAACAAUGUCUUCUCCAUCAUCCCCGCCAUCCUCAUGGGCAGCGCCAAGGUGGCAAAGACCUUCGAAGUCAUCAUCCUGUGCCGCAUCAUCAUUGGCAUCUGCGCCGGGCUGUCUUCCAACGUGGUCCCCAUGUACCUCGGAGAGAUGUCUCCUAAGAACUUAAGGGGCGCUGUGGGGGUGAUGCCACAGCUUUUCAUCACCAUCGGCAUCCUGGCCGCUCAGAUCUUGGGCAUGAGGAUGGUCCUGGGGAGCGCUGAAGGUUGGCCAAUACUCCUGGGUCUCACGGGGGUCCCUGCAGCUUUGCAACUGAUUCUGCUCCCCUUUUUCCCUGAGAGUCCCCGGUAUUUGCUGAUCCAGAAAGGAGAUGAGGAGGGCGCCAGGGCAGCCCUGAGGAAGCUGCGAGGCAGGGACAAUGUGGAAGACGAGAUGGAAGAAAUGCGGCAGGAAGACCUGGUGGAGAAAGCUGAAGGGCGCAUGUCCGUGCUGACCCUGUUCACCUACCAGGGCCUCCGAUGGCAACUGAUCUCUAUCAUAGUUUUGAUGAUGGGCCAGCAGCUUUCCGGAGUUAAUGCGGUUUACUACUAUGCUGACAGAAUCUACGAGAACGCGGGUGUGAAACAGGACCAUGUGCAGUUCGUCACCGUCGGAACCGGCACCGUCAAUGUGGUCAUGACUCUGAUCGCGGUGUUUAUUGUCGAGUCUCUGGGACGAAGAAUUUUGCUUCUGGCUGGUUUUGGGAUUUGUUGCGUGGCUUGCGCAGUAUUAACCAUGGCCCUGAAUCUUAAGAUGAUCGCGUGGAUGCCUUACCUCAGCAUCGCCUGCAUCUUCUCCUACGUCAUCGGGCAUGCCAUUGGCGCAAGCCCCAUCCCGAGCGUGAUGAUCAUCGAGAUGUUCCUCCAGUCGUCCCGCCCGGCUGCAUUCAUGGUGGGGGGCUCCGUUCACUGGCUUUCGAACUUCACCGUGGGGCUGGUCUUCAGUUAUAUGGAGCAAGGACUCGGGCCCUACUGCUUCCUGAUCUUCUGCGGGGUUUGCUUAAGCACGGUCAUUUAUAUCUUCCUCAUUGUCCCCGAAACGAAGAACAAAACCUUUAUGGAAAUCAACCAGAUCAUGGCCAGGAGAAACGGCACGGGGGAAGACACGGACAAAGAGGAGCUAAAAGAUUUCACCGCCAUUUCCGUCCCUUACAAGAAGGGCGACAUCGAGAGAAACAGUGCGCUGUAAAGGCAACCGGGAUGGCUGAGGUCCUUUUCCCCAUCCCUGUGGGACCAAGCAGCCUUUGCCACCUGUGGCAUUUGCCCCACGUUGUCCUGGGUUCGCUGUAAAUAAAUCCCCAGAACCGCGUCUUGGAGUGACCCUGCGCCGAAAGCUCGCUUCCGCUGCUUUCCCUCCCUACGGCCAAAUUGCCUUGCUCCCCUGACUCAGGAGCUUUCUGAAGAACAGCGGUGAGACCCCGAAAUGUCACUUUCGAAAUUUAUCUACUGACUUGGGCAGCGGGCCAUCGGCUGAGUGAGCUGCCCGCAGGCUCAGAAAACCGCACCAGGGCGCGUGACUUGUUCCUCAAAGUACUAUUUUAAUGAGGAGCCAAUUCUGCCUGCGGGCCAGGAGCUGAUACCCAAUUUGGAAAGCGCUGCCUUGCCACCUUUAACAGGAGAAAGCUUGAUGUUUAAGCCGUGUUGCUGACACGGAUCGAAAGCGAGGUGAAGGGGGGCUCACAGGCGGAAGCCUCCGAUAACCCCGGCCCAGAAAAAUAGGAUGAUUGUCUGGGGCAUUACUAAGUCAUUGAAUGUUACACAGGAUCCGGACAUUUCCCACUUUAGAUAACUGGAAUGCAGGCAGCCUGGACUUUUGGAUUAAGAUGUUUUCGAUAUGUGCAUUUUUACUAUUCGUUUACAUUUGUCCCCCUUUUUCAAACUGCAUUUUUGGGGUCUUCCAGAACAUGUGCACACAAUGCAUUGUUUAAUGGGCAAAACCCAUCAUAAAUGCCCAGAGGUUGAGAUCUUGUUUUUGUUUUAGUAACAGCAACAAAAUAGUAUAUAAAAUCCACAAUAUUUAAUAUUAGGACUAAAUGAAACUGAGUAACCUGCUCCAGCCUCUCAUGCUAUGGACAAUUCCCUGGCUGAACUGGCUGGGGCUGAUGGGAGUUGAAAUCUAAAAUAUUUGGAAGGCACCAGGUUGGUGAAGGUAUUAUGGCAAAUGUCAGGAACACCCAGGGGAAGGGGAAGAUGCCGCACUGUCCAAAGACUUAAGUUGAAUGUUUUGCGUGCAGUUGAGAUAGACUUGAGCCUCAAAGUGAAUGUAUUUGUAUCCAUUCAGAAGUCCCAUUGAAUUCAAUGGACCUUACUUCCAGAUGAGUGCGCAGGAUUGCAAGAUGCAUGAAUGAGUCACUGGUAGAUGUUGUAGAUUAUAGGUGUUAAGGGUUUGGGGAAGGAAAUGAUGGCAGAUCCUCUUUGUAAACAAAAGCCGGUAGUAAACAGAUCUGCCUAGCACAUUAAGGACCAAGCAUGUUUAAGUACCAUCAGCACAGACCAGCAUUAAUGUCUUUUGUAUUUUUAGGUACUUUGGUGGAAGAAAAUAGUAUUUGCCAAUAAUGAAGAGAGAGGGUAGAAUAGAAAAAAACUGCUGUGUAAAUACCUUGCUGUGAAGUUGUGUGAGAUUGUUCGUUUUUUGCAUGAUUCUUUUUCAAGUUGGGGGGCAAAUAUAUUUUGUACAAAGGAGAAUUGUGUUGUUUUUUAAUGGAGCGCAAAAGAGAAAUAAAAGCCAUUUUAUAAAGCUUGGAAAGGCAAUAAAGAUUUUGUUCUGGCCUGAUUGUAACCACACAUUAAAUACCCAGGAAAUUGGGCAGAAUACCAUCCACAGAAAAGAGAGACAGAAAGAAGGCUGGGGAUGCUGGGAGUUGUAGGACUUUUCUGUCAGAUUGUAUCAUACUAGCAAAGUCAAUGUCUGCCACAACUGAAGAGUUAAGAAAAUAUGUGCAUGAUGCACUUCAAUGUGUUUUGCUGCUAUCCAACUACCUCUAGUGCAUCUCCAUCAAAGUGCUGGUGUUGCUAAAACUCAAUAAUGAAAGGGGGUCCAGCUGGUACACACUUUAUUAACAUGGUUCUGCUGAUUGUAUAAGCCACGGUGAAAGAAGACCAAGCAGGUUUGUUAUGGAAGUUCUUGGGUGCUUAUCCUCAAUGCUGAUCGAAUCCUCUUUUCAUUUUCCUGGCUAGGAUGGGUCUAAUUUAGCCCUAAGGAUUUCCUCUCCAAAUAAGUCUGCUUCAACAGAAUUCCUGACCUCCCCUGUGUAAAUAAGCCUGAACUAAUUAUUCCACAAGGCCCAAUAAUUAUUCAAUGAAACCACUCCAGGACGGACAACAGCAGGGAUGUACACUGCAUAAUCUUCAGCAAAUCCGAAUUUCUACCUUGGUGCAUAUUUUUGGUCAGCCUAGUUAGGAAAGUAACCAUAGCCAGCUCAUCUAAUGCUCUGUCUUCCAUUCCCCCAUUCCCACUUUUCUCAUGGAUUUUAUUCCCUGCUAAACAGCUGAGCUUCCAUUUUCAUUUCCCAGUUUCUAGACCAAAGUCAUGCAACAAGUGAUCCUCCUCAGUUUGUGCUUCCCAUGUGGCAAAACGGAG